Messenger RNA from Tuber aestivum (summer truffle), 1896 nucleotides. NCBI's taxonomy places the organism in Eukaryota, Fungi, Ascomycota, Pezizomycetes, Pezizales, Tuberaceae. The record is from the annotation of a GenBank genome assembly.
AUGUUGCCAUCCAAUUAUCAAGAGAGCAGCCACAGCAACAACAAUACUCCGCUCUUCUCGAAUAGUGGUAUCAGCAUUAUUGGGCGUCGCGAUAGUGCUGGCUCGCUUUCUGGCCAUCUAUUACAGCAGCAGCAGCAGCAGCAGCAACAACAGCAGCAGCAACAGCAACAACAGGCAGGCAUGGUCAACAUGUUCCCCACCGCCGGGCACCAAAUGGACCUUAAUCAUCUAUGGCAGCAGGUUCAGGAGCUUAGUGCGAUCCUGGCGCAGAACAGAGAGAGUACAGCUGGGUUAGUCAGAAGGGCUGAUGAGAUCCGAGUAUGUCACAUCUUAACCUAGGAUAAAGGGGGGGGGAAGCCCUUUCGCUGUUACCGGGAGGUAUUUACUGAUGAUUGCCCUGAUCUAUAAGAGUCGAACAAACCCAGGGGAGGCACUACCACAUCUGCGAGAAUCCAACGGCGAAGCAAAUGGUUAGUGAGCGUGGGGAAUCGAGGGGCGGGGUAUUUACGGUUGUGCUGAGUUGAUCGCUCUUCAUAUGUAGGCACUCACGAUGUCGAUUUUGAAGCGGAAAACCGUGCGCUGCGUCAGGAAAACCACAAUCUCCAAACAGAAAACGAGGAUCUUUCACUACUGGUUCAGGACUACGAGACGGUACUGGACAAAGUCCUAGAAGGUCUGAGGGUCUACGCUGUGAGUCUAGCUCAUCGCUAUCUGCUGCCACUCCCCGGGGGGGUUGUUCCCUAUCCCGGUUUCUGACCGCCUUUAUAGCACGAGAACACUGUUUCCACAAUCAAUAUCCAUCAAACAUACACGAACCAGCUCGCAAGUGAACGGCAAGCGAACGCGGUCCUACGUCAGAACGAGACCGAGAGCCAGGCGCGAUUAACAAGGAUCAGCAAGAUGCUCAGGGAAGCAUAUGAGCAGGAUACGGCUUUGGAGCCGGAAAUUCUUAUUGAAGGAUUAAAGGUCGAGAACGAUGCCCUGAGAGAGGCGCUUGGCUUACCUAAAGAGGAGGAGGAAGAGGAAAUCAGCCCGGUGUGACCGCGUAAAUUGACGCGUUUGUGAGGGAUCGUAGUAGAGGUGGAGGACAAGUGAGCAGCGAUAGAAAAGCGGAAAUAGAGAUUUGAUGAGAAGAAGGCAGGGCGAAUGACGAGGUUCACGCGUGCCCUUCUCUGACUGGAUAGCCUGUAAGCAAUGGCUUUUCGUAUACCGUACUUGUAUCAUUUCUAUACUUCUUUCUUUUCUUUUUCGGUAAAGCAACUGGGAGCCGGAGUCAGGUCAUGGUAAAAAAAAAACAUGGGGGGUGGGUGGGAAGGAUCAACAGGUUUUUACGAAUUGGGGGAAACCGUCGUAAAGUUAACGACAAAGCUGUAAACAAAACUAGCUACGGCACCAUAAUAAAUAAGUCCGUCCAAACCGAACUUAUUCGUUUUCCAGAGCCCGCAGUCACGGACUUGCAGUUACUCAGAGUUGUGGUUCAGGCAGAAGGUAACAUUGUAUGGAACUACCGGUACCAUACGAGCACAGUUUCCCAUGCCCUUCCCCACGGGCUCGGGCAAAACAAAUACCGUGGAGUGUUUGAGACGUCGCGAGAUGGAUAAUUUAGAGAAGAAGGCGAGGGGAGGGGGGGUGGUAUCGCACGGUUCCGGUGUCCGGAGUUCAUUCUGUGCCGUGAGAGUAGAGCUAUUUCGGGUGGUCAACCCACCGGUAGAGUACUCGAGUAUCGUACCGGAAUUUAGCGAAGGGGGAAGGGAUUGAUUCCUUCCCCUGACCCUGCGCCGUCUUGUCUCAACUCUGUUCAUGGAGUGAGAUGUGUCGCGACAUGUGAGCAGCAGGGCGACCAAGGGCCGGCUCGAGUCCUCCACCAGCUCCUGAAAGAGAAAGAGUGCUCUCUUC